AUGGCACGUCCUGUGGCCCGGCUCUUGCGUGGCAUCCGCCGAGGAGCUCUGCGAGCUUUCUCCAGCGAGGCCAAGUCGGAGCCGUCUGGGUCCCGACGAGCUGUCCUCGGAUUGCUGGUCGCCGGGAGCGGCGCCCUGGCGGCGGACGCCGCGCCGGAGGCCCGAGCAGCGCGAGGUGGAAGAAGACCGCUCAUGGUGUCUGAAAAGCACCGUGUUGUCACACAGGAGACACGUCCUGUGUGCCUUUUUUCUGUUUGUGGUUGCCUCGGUGUCACGACUCGGAGCGCUGCCAACGGACGAACGGCAGCGGGAAACAUCGACGACAUCAGAAGGCGCCGCAGAACUUCCGUGACCGCCUUGACGAACUACUACCACUACGGAUCAAAUGAGUGUCCUGGGAUCACCUCUAGGCCCUUUCCCCAGACGUCCCGCCGUCGUCCGGGCGCUUCGGCCGCGGCGCGGGGGGCCGAACCGUGCUGA
Molecule: messenger RNA, 480 nt
Organism: Durusdinium trenchii
Lineage: Eukaryota; Dinophyceae; Suessiales; Symbiodiniaceae
Source: the annotation of a GenBank genome assembly